This is a messenger RNA of Vicia villosa (hairy vetch), 2881 nucleotides long. Its product is annotated as probable disease resistance protein At1g52660. Gene Ontology annotation, molecular function: ADP binding. The record is from RefSeq and is a predicted model, not a curated record. Bases 457 to 2091 code for a protein of 544 amino acids. The transcript has 4 exons. NCBI's taxonomy places the organism in Eukaryota, Viridiplantae, Streptophyta, Magnoliopsida, Fabales, Fabaceae. Gene Ontology annotation, biological process: signal transduction; defense response.
CCAAUUCCAAAACACUAGACUUAUUUAUUCUCAUACAUCUCAAUUCAUAAUAACUUGUUUGCAGCAGCCUCUAUAACCUUUUGUUUACUUUCUCGUUAGAGACAUUCAUUCAUUCAAAGCUCAUUCGUACAUUGUUCUGCCUAUUACAACAUGUAAAACUUGAAAAGAUCAAUGAUGUUGUGUUUGAGUGGCUAGAAGAAGCUGAGAUACUCAUACAAGAAGUGGACGAUCUCACUUUACAAGAUAGAAUGCAACAAUGGAAGGAAUUUAGGAAAUUGUUGAAAAAACUAACCAUAUUCAAUGCAAAAUGCGAGUUUGAUUCAUUUUCAACUCCAAUUCCAAGUUUAGAGCACUUUUCUUCGGGAAAUUUCUUUCACAACGACGAGUGUGUAUAACUUUAUAUGUUUCAUUUUAUUAAAGUAUACAAAGUUGAAACUAUUCUGAGGUUAUUAAGGCAUGACUGCAAAUUUGACUUGUAAUGUGAAUCAGAUGAUAGAGGCUUCGGGGUUAGCCGAGGUUAAUGAAAUAAUAGAUGUAUUUCGGGCUGGAAGUGUCUUUGACAAAGUAGUAAGAGAUAAGAAUAAGCUGAUUGGAAAUCGAGAUCUUGUGCAGCAAAAAGUUGAAACUACUGAUCUUAAAACUGAUAAGGUGAAUGAUGUUGUGAUUGAAUGGCUAAAACAAAGUAACAUACUGAUACAAGAGGUGGAGAAUCCCAAAAUAAAAUCAAGACCAACAUCAUGGCAUGCAUAUAGGGAAAUGAAGAAAGAACAGGCGAUUAUAUAUUUCAAUGAGUUGCUGAGAAAAAUAACUGCACUGAAUAUGGAAUGUGAGUUUGAGCAUGUUUCAACUCGAAUUCCAACUUUAGAGCACUUUUCUAAGGGAAAUAUUAUGUGUUUUAAUUCUACAGACAAGGCUUCAGAUGAACUUUUUCGAGCACUGCAAGAUGAUAAUUGUUUUAUAGUUGGAUUGUACGGUAGGCGCGGUUCUGGUAAAACUGCAUUGGUGAAAGCAGUGAGUGAGAAAGUUAAAUAUUUAAACAUUUUCUCAGAGGUUUUAUUUGCUACUGCGACCCAAAACCCGAAUAUCAGAACAAUGCAAGAUGAAAUUGCUGAUUCAUUGAAUAUGAAGUUUGAUAGGAAUAGUGAAACUGGAAGAGCAAGACAAAUAUUCUCCACUAUAGAAAGUAUGGAGACUCCAAUUCUAGUGAUUUUUGAUGAUGUUCGGACAAAAUUUGAUCCGGAGGAUGUAGGCAUUCCUUAUAAUAGUAAUCGAUGUAAGGUCCUUUUGACCACACGUCGCCAACAAGAUUGUGACAUGAUGCAGUGUCAAAGAGGGAUUCAUCUAGGUCCUUUAUCUACCGAGGAAACUUGGACUUUGUUUAGAAAACAUUCAGGUGUUUGUGAUGAGAAGGCUUCCUCCUCAUUUGACUUACAGAAUGUGGCACAAGAAGUUGCCAUCGAAUGUGAAGGAUUACCUGGUAUAAUUAAAGAUGUAGGAUCUUCUUUAAAAAGUAAACCAAUUGAGGAAUGGAAAGCAUCUCUAGAAAUUAUGAGACAUUCAAUGGCUCGAUGGCAGAUGUUCCUCAGUUUUAGAGGGGGAGAUACUCGCUUUUCUUUUACAGGUUUUCUUUAUCAAGCUUUAUGCCAAGCGGGAUUCAAGACCUUCAUGGAUGACGGAGGAUUGCACACUGGAGAUCAAAUUUCACCCACUCUUCUAAAUGCAAUUGAAGCAUCAAGGCUUUCAAUUGUUGUUUUAUCCGAGAACUAUGCAAGUUCCUCAUGGUGUCUUGAUGAACUUGUCAAGAUUCUUGAAUGUAUGAAAUUGAAAAAUCAAUUAGUUUGGCCAAUCUUUUACAAAGUCGAGCCAUCAGACAUUAGAUAUUUGAGAAAGUGUUAUGGCAAAGACAUGGCUCAACAUGAAAGCGUAUUUGGAACUGACUCUGAGAGAGUACAGAAAUGGAAGUCAGCUUUGUUUGAAGUGUCUAAUUUGUCUGGAAAGACUUAUACAACCGGGUACGAGUAUGAAUUUAUCCAAAAGAUCGUGGAAGAUGCAAAUCAUAUUAAAAGUCGUCUGCAAAUACGAGGCUUAUAAAUAUGAGCAAGGCCAAUUAGAGAGGAGGAAUGGUCUUCUAAUUCUUCAACCUGUUUUUGUCCUUUGUGAUGACUUAGUUUUUCUUCAAUUAGUAUCAUAACACUCAUGUAAUCUCUUCUUAAUAUAAAUGUUUUGCUUCUUUAAAAAAAAGCAUGUAAGAUAGAUAUUAAGUUGCUCUUAUGUGUUUCAAGUUCUUUUAAAGUUGGUAAGAAAAUUGUUGAGGGACCUUUCCAAGCAUUUUAUGAAAGAAAGAAACCAGUGUUUCUUCCAUGAUUCGCCGUCGCCUUUUCCAUCUUAACCUGUAAAUCUACCUCCAAUAACCUUCUUUUAUGUUUCUCUGAUUCUAAAUUUGUUUCCAACUUGCUCAUCCUGUCUAGUACUUGAGGAUCACUAAGGUUGGUUGACAAGUGAGGAGAUUCUCUGUAUUCUAUCUCUUUCAAAUUUGGCAACCUUGGAUGACAAUAUGUGGGAAAAAUGUCAAUCAAACUUGACAGUUUUACAAGUGAGAUUCUUCUUAAAAGCAAGGAGGUUGAAGUUGGCCUUAGCCUCAUUUCCACUAUUCUUGUAAUCAUUGUGUGAACCAAACACGUAAUUUAAAAAAACUUUGUGAUCCAUAUCAUGUUCCAAUCGUCUUUCCCGUACUCUGGUCUUGCAUCAAGAAAGAGUUGAACCAUAUCAUGUGUAAGUGUUUAAAAGCAAUCUUGCCUCAAAAAUUAAAAUGAGAAAUCCAUAAUAAUUCUAUUAAGAUGAAUGGAAGUCUAAUUGUUGAAGAGGGUAACAUAACAAUAGA